AUGAUAUUAAGACUUAAAUUUGCAGCAGUUCUGGUAUUUUAUAGUGUGACUAUCAAUUCAAAUUUGUGUGAUCAAAAUGUUGACGAUUCUUCUGUCAUAGCUCAUGUCCUUUAUGAGACAGUCAAUGAAUUUAUUAUUAAGCAAAAUUUAAAAUUUGAUGUAUUUGUGCACAGUUUGCGGAAUAACUCGGAUAUUCUUAAUGGUUUCUUAGCUAAAAAUGACUGUAAAUUCUCGUGCCGAAUAGUUACUUAUAAUAUGGAACCAAAAUCAGUGAACUGGAUGUUUAAUUCAGGUCUAAUUUUCGUAAACUCAAUUGAUGAAUUCUUUCAACUUACAGAAACUUUUAAUAUGAUGUUCAAUCAAGAUCAUGCAAUUAAGAGCUUCGUAUUUAUUCCCAAUUUAAAUUCAUCAGAGCUAUUGUCAUUUGAAAUUUGGAAAAAUCACAAACACCUGCGUCUUUAUACUGAUAAUAUUAUUCAUUAUUCGUACUUCAUUCUGAAUGAGUCGGAUAAAAUCCAUUUGGUGACUUUUGAAUGGUAUGCCUUUAAUAGGUGCAACUAUAUUACAACUUCAACUCUCAAUGUCUUUAACAAAAAGAGAAUGAAAUGGAAUUUCGAACUAAAGAAUUACGAUAAAUUUAUGAACUAUUAUGGAUGUGAGUUGAUUCUUAUGUUGCCAAUUGAUGUCGAAAAAAAAAACCAUAUUUCUGAAUAUGAUUGGAUCCAAAGCGGUAUGGAACAUCAGUUUGCAAAAGAAACGAUCAUACCUUUUAAAAUAGCAUCAAAAAAAUAUAAUUUUCGAAUAGGAUACCAAAUGGGAGUGUCAAGAAGUGACGAUUUAUUGUUCUCUGAUCCAAAUCAUAUUCGAAUGUUUUCACGGAACAGUACGAUAAAGAUUCCAUCAAUCUAUUUUGAGACUAAAGGACUUCCUGAAAUUUCAUUUCGCUGUGGAAAAACAAAUUCUUUUUCGGAACAGAAAUUGUUGAUGGUUUCAACGCCUGAAUUCUAUGAACCGUACAAUAAGUUGUUACUUCCAUUCAACUAUUUAACGUGGAUUCUGAUUUUUAUAACAUUUUUAACUGCAUUUAUGUCAAUGUCUAUUAUUAACCGCAGUCCUAAUAAACUUAAGAAUGUAGUCUAUGGCAAAAAGGUCACAAAUCCAGUUUGGAAUGUCGUUGGUAUUAUAUUUGGGAUUGGACGAACGCGACUUCCUGACAAAAGUUUAGCACGAUUUAUUUUGCUACUUUUCGUCUGGUUUUGUUUGAUUAUUCAAAUUUGCUUCCAGAGUAAGUUGUAUGAAUUCAUGACUAGUGAGCCCAGACGGCAGUCACCGAUGAAUCUUAAAGACUUGAUUCAAAAGAACUAUUCAAUGUUUACAGUACAGUUGUAUGAUGAAAAUGGAAAGCUAUUAAAGCCAAGAAAUGAAGAUAGAUUUACUGAACAUCGUAUUGAAGCAGAUAAAUUCAUAAAAAUGUUCUUAACGCAAGCACAAAAUACAUCAGCUAAAAUUUCUCUUAUAGCUGCUGACAUCUACUUUGAAAAGUUGAAACUUUUAGCACCAACGGAUCUAAAUUGGAAUGAAAUCGAUAUUAAGACUACAAAAAACUUAGUAAUAGCAUUUCGCGACAAUCCAUUUUAUUAUCCAAUGCUUACGAAGACAAUUAAUCAGCUUAUUGAUCCAGGAAUCAUGAAUAAAAUUAGCAACAACUAUUUGCAAAGGAAACGAAAAUCAAAAGAAUCCAAACUUCUUCUGAAAGUUUUGUCAAUGACUGAUCUUAGCUUUGGAUUUCACAUUUAUGUCUGGUGCUGUAUUGCUUCUCUUUUUGGAUAUAUAAUGGAGAUUAUGCAUAUGCUUUACAAAAUAGCUGAGAAAAUGGCAUUUCCGCAAGCUAGACCUGUUUCUAAUGCUGGGACCAGAUAUUGCACUGAAGAAAUAGUCGAAGAAAAUGGACAAGAAGAAAUUAAAGAUUCAGAACAACUAGAAGUGAAAAUUCAAGAAAAUCCUAAUGAAAGCCCAGAAAAUCUUAUCCACGAUAUUGAAUAUCUUGAAGUCAUUGAGGAAGAAAUUGAAACUUAUGAACAGGCAGCAAACGAAACUAUCAACAACAACUUAGAAGUUCACGCAGAAGUUUACAAAAACGAUGAAGUGCAAGAAUCACUGGAGAACUUUGAAGCAAAGCUUGACAUGAAUAAAUGUCGUCCUGCAACUGCAUCGUCAGAAAAUAAUUCAAAAACUUUAGUUUUUACUAAAUCUCAAGAAGAGGAACAACUAGCUUCUGACCAUCCACAUGAUUUACAGAAAGUUAUCUCGAAUUGUAUGGACUUAGAGUUAUUGAGCGUCUCUAGCAUGCAAGAAUCUUUAGAAAAUGAUUGUGAUGAAAACGAUAUUCAACUGGAUAGAAACUACGAUAUUUUACUGGUUUACUCAUACUUUUUCAUAUCUGAGUCUGAUGAAAUUAAACUAGUGUCAAUCGAGUGGUUUGGUCCGAAAAUGUGCAAACCACACUUAAAAACAAUAAACAUUUUCAACAAAGAGUCAAUGAAAUGGUUAUCAAAAUUGAAGAAUUAUGAAAAGUUUUUGAACUUUCACGAAUGUGAAUUGACACUUUUGGUUCGAGUCAGUGACAGGAAUACGAUUAAAUCUGAAUUAGGAUCAAUUACUUCAACUAUUUUCACGAUUGCAUCCAAAAAUUACAAUUUCACACCUACUUUUCAACUUGGUGAUUUCGAUUCCGAGCACAUACUGCAUGAGAGCAAAACAGAUGUUCAUCUGAUUCCGGUCAGUCAUACAAUUAGAGCCCCAAAUGUUUAUUUCGAAAUUAUUGAUAUCAAACGAAAAUCUUCAAGAAUUCGUACAUCAAACUCUGUUAUGGACUUACAAUACACAGUUCUUGUUCCACCAGGCGAGCUCUUCACACCCUACGAAAAACUUCUACUUCCAUUUGAUUUUUGGACUUGGAUUUUUGUCUUCAUUACUUUUUCAAUUACAUUUGUGUCGAUAUUCUGUAUUAAUCACUUGCCUGAGAAAAUUAAAGAUGUUGUGUAUGGCAACAAGGUCAGAACUCCAGUGUGGAAUGUAGUUGGUCUUAUUUUUGGGAUUGGACAGACGCGACUGCCUGAUAAAAGCUUUGCAAGAUUUAUUUUCAUUCUUUUCAUCUGGUUCUGCUUGAUUUUUCAAGUCUGCUUUCAGAGUAAGCUGUUUGAGUUUAUGACAAGUGAACCUCGACGUCCGUCACCGGUCAGUAUUAGAGAUUUGAUUGAUAUGAAUUAUGCAAUAUAUACAUUUUCAUCAGAAACUGCUUUAGCAAGUGGUUUAUACCACGGAAGUAAGAACAUUGUCCGAAUUAAUCCUGUUAAAUUCGCUAACCUUUUCAUGACGCAAUCUCGAAAUGCUUCAGCAAAACUUGCUCUUGUUAUUGAUGAAAUCAAUCUCCAAGCCUUGAAACAAUUUACUAAAACUAAUCCAGAUUGGAAACGAAUUGAAAAUGGAAACAAGUUCAAAUCACAACAAGUUUUUGCAUUUCAUGAUUAUGCAUUUCACUUCCGAAUGCUAAAAAAGACAAUUGACAACAUGAUUGACUCGGGACAAAUGGAAAAUCUUAUAAAAAAUUACUAUUCAAAUUCACCAAACAAUGAAGAUUCUUAUGAUGAUGAACCAAGAGUUUUAGCAAUGUCUGACUUAGAAUUUGGUUUUUAUAUUUGGAUUGGAUGUUGCUGCAUUUCGAUCCUUGGAUUUGUUUUUGAAUUAUUUUGGAGUUUUUUUAAGAACACUAAAACAUCAAUUCCCGUAGAAAGACCAAUAACGAAUCUCGGAACUAGAUAUCGAAGUGAUCAUGAACAAUCCGAUGAAAUUAAUAUUGAUCAGACAGAUGAAGUUGAUUAUGGAGAGACUAAUAAACAGAAAAUGAGACAAGAUGGUCAAGAUCAGCAACAUCAAAAUAUGAAUCAAAAUGAUGACAACAAUCUCGAACCAGAAGGACACAAUGUAAAAGUUCUAGCAGAAGUGCAUCAAUCUGAUGAAAUGGAAGAAUCCAUUCUUUAUUUUGAAGCUAUAAUUGAUAGUAAUGAAAAGCGACAAAGCGAAAGUCACGCAACUGAUUUAACAGAAGCAAUGUCAAGCUUUGAGUAUUGA
Chironomus riparius is the source of this 4131-nucleotide messenger RNA. The record is from the annotation of a GenBank genome assembly. NCBI's taxonomy places the organism in Eukaryota, Metazoa, Arthropoda, Insecta, Diptera, Chironomidae.